AUGUCCUUCCAAGGCUCUGCUCACCCUUUUCAGCUGCCACAUGAAAUAAAUUGCAUCCUGUGUGUAGAAACCCUUUGCAGGCUCCAUGAGUGUGUCUUUACUUUGCUGCAGUUCCGAUUACUCCAACAUAAGGAGAGACACCCUCAUUAUCAGUAUCAGGCGGAAGAAGAGGAGGAGGAGAACGAGGAGGAAGAUGAGGCAGGCGGGGAAGAUGCAGCGGAUGCCAACAACGGGGCCCAGGAUGACAUGAACUGGAAUGCUUUAGAAUGGGACAGAGCUGCAGAAGAGCUUACAUGGGAAAGAAUGCUAGGACUUGAUGGAUCACUAGUUUUUCUAGAACAUGUCUUCUGGGUGGUGUCUUUAAACACACUGUUCAUUCUUGUUUUUGCAUUUUGCCCUUACCACAUUGGUCAUUUCUCCCUUGUUGGUUUGGGAUUUGAAGAACAUGUCCAAGCAUCUCAUUUUGAAGGCCUAAUCACAACCAUAGUUGGGUAUAUACUUUUAGCAAUAACACUGAUAAUUUGUCAUGGCUUGGCAACUCUUGUUAAAUUUCAUAGGUCUCGUCGUUUGCUGGGAGUCUGCUAUAUUGUUGUUAAGGUCUCUUUGCUAGUGGUGGUAGAAAUUGGAGUGUUCCCUCUCAUUUGUGGCUGGUGGCUGGAUAUCUGUUCCCUGGAAAUGUUUGAUGCUACUCUGAAAGAUCGAGAAUUGAGCUUUCAAUCAGCUCCAGGCACUACCAUGUUUCUGCACUGGCUAGUGGGAAUGGUGUAUGUGUUCUACUUUGCUUCCUUCAUUCUGUUACUGAGAGAGGUACUUCGACCUGGUGUCUUGUGGUUUCUAAGGAAUUUGAACGAUCCAGAUUUUAAUCCAGUACAAGAAAUGAUCCAUUUGCCCAUUUAUAGGCAUCUCCGAAGAUUUAUUUUGUCAGUGAUUGUCUUUGGCUCCAUUGUCCUUCUGAUGCUUUGGCUUCCUAUACGUAUAAUUAAGAGUCUGCUGCCUAAUUUUCUGCCAUACAAUGUCAUGCUCUACAGUGAUGCUCCGGUGAGUGAACUGUCCCUUGAGCUGCUUCUGCUUCAGGUUGUCUUGCCAGCAUUACUUGAACAGGGACAUACACGGCAAUGGCUGAAGGGGCUUGUGCGAGCAUGGACCGUUACUGCUGGAUACUUGCUGGAUCUUCAUUCCUAUUUAUUGGGAGACCAGGAAGAAAAUGAGAACAGUGCAAACCAACAAGUUAACAAUAAUCAGCAUGCUCGAAAUAACAACGCUAUUCCUGUGGUGGGUGAAGGCCUGCAUGCAGCCCACCAAGCCAUACUCCAGCAGGGAGGGCCUGUUGGCUUUCAGCCUUAUCGCCGGCCUUUAAAUUUUCCACUCAGGAUAUUUUUGUUGAUUGUCUUCAUGUGCAUAACCUUACUGAUUGCCAGCCUCAUCUGCCUUACUCUUCCAGUAUUUGCUGGCCGCUGGUUAAUGUCGUUUUGGACAGGGUCUGCCAAAAUUCAUGAGCUUUACACAGCUGCUUGUGGUCUCUAUGUUUGCUGGCUGACCAUAAGGGCAGUGACAGUGCUGGUGGCCUGGAUGCCCCACGUUGGGCGCCAGAAUUUGAUAAUUAGGAUUGGGCUUCUCUAUCACUAUCAGCAUCUGAAUUGCAGCACCCUAGUAACAUCCGAGGAGAAGAGUUCCUAUCAGAAGAACAUAAGUAGUACAGCUAUUCUGGAACAAAACUUCCCAACUGAUGUGCCACAAAUGGGUUUCAGAUAUAUCAAGAUAUUUGCCUUUACAGUGGCAGCAGGACUUGGAGUUAACCUCUGGAAGGCUGUUUAA
Eptesicus fuscus (big brown bat) is the source of this 1815-nucleotide messenger RNA. RefSeq names its product E3 ubiquitin-protein ligase MARCHF6-like. Lineage: Eukaryota; Metazoa; Chordata; Mammalia; Chiroptera; Vespertilionidae. The record is from RefSeq and is a predicted model, not a curated record. The coding region runs from base 1 to 1815 and encodes 604 amino acids. Gene Ontology annotation, cellular component: endoplasmic reticulum membrane. The transcript is spliced from 3 exons.